CAAAAUGGUGACAAGUCAGACAUGCCCCUCUUCUGCCCUGGCUGAGGCCGUUGACUGUUUUCGAAUACAGUACAAAGAUCUGAGAAGCUUUUGACGGAGUCGGAGUGUUGUGAAGUCUGCUUUUUUGUCGUCCAGAGUUAAGGAAAAGAAUGGAUGCACCACUGCUGCCAAGGGAAGCUGGAAAAUUUAUAUCUGACAACAGCAAAGAUGUCUUUAUAUUAGAAAAAGGAGUUUGCAAGGUUGCUGAAAUGCUGUUUGAAAAAAGAAAUUCAAAGGAACUUGAUGCAACAGGAUGGAAAUUACUUCAUGAUCUAAACCCACAAACAAUGAAUGAAGCAUCUGUCAACUGGGUAUUUGUCGUGGACACCCUCAAUUUUUCCUUUUGGUCUGAAAAUGAUGAUCACAAGUGUUUGAUUAAAUACAAAGGCAAAAUGCAUAGUGGCUUUUGGUCAUUUUGUGCUGCUAUUAACAGAGCACUGGAUGAAGGCAUUCCCAUUACCAGUGCAUCAUAUUUUGCGAAUACAACCCUAGAUCAACUGAAAUAUGUGCUACGUUCAGACACUGAAGUUCCAAUGCCUUUGAUUGAAGAACGUCUCAAAGUACUGAAAGAGGCUGGAAAUAUAUUGCUAGAGAAGUUUGAUGGUUCAUUCCUUAAUUGCAUUAAAAAGAGUGAAAACAGUGCUCAGAAGCUGCUCCAGCUUGUAGUGGAAAACUUCCCAUCAUAUAGAGAUGAAACUAUAUUUCAGGGCAAGAAAGUUGCUUUUUACAAAAGAGCACAAAUCCUUAUAGCGGAUAUCUGGGGCCUACUUGAAGGGAAGGAGGAUGGUGCUUUUCAUGACAUAGCAAGUCUGACUAUAUUUGCAGACUACAGAAUCCCUCAAGUACUUGUCCACCUUGGAGCCAUGAAAUACUCAGAAAAACUAAUGGAGAAACUUAAACAAGGUGUCUUGUUCCAAUCAGGGGAUUGUGAAGAGGUAGAGAUUCGAGGCUGCUCCAUUUGGUGUGUUGAGUUAAUAUUGCGUCGCAUUCUGGAACUUGGAGCAGAGAAAGGAUGCAUCAAUGCACACAUCAAUUCUGUUUUGAUCGAUUACUUCUUGUGGGACUAUGCUAGAGAUCACCGAAAGGACAUGGCAGACAUUCCUAUCCAUCGUGUUCGCUGCAUCUAUUACUAAUUAGAUGUUGCGUAUUUCUAUGAAGUGAAAAGACGCAGCUUAUUUUGGGAGCAAGAACAGAAUGCUCAGUCACUUACAUUGCAGGCUCUUAUCUUGGUUCAUAUUUGCAUUUUAAUUUGCAAAUUCAUAUAUCUUUUACAAAACAUUGUAGUAAUAGCAAAUGCAACUAGAUAGUAUAAAAGAAAGCAAUGUAUUUCUCCAAGUAGAUUAGUGACCCAAGUUAAUUCUGUCUACUGAAUUCCUAAAAGUUCCUCUGUAAUUUCAGUGCAGAAUGAAGAUAAAAUAUUUUUUCAGAAAGAAGUCUAAGGAAAAUGUGCUGGGUACCUUCAGAGAGCUGGUCUAGUACUUGUACUUGUGUUCAAAUGAGAACAACAUUGAGUUGUCUACGUAUCUGCCUUACAUUGUAAUGUUAAGAUUAAAUUGGAAUAUCUCUGGACAUUAAUAUUAAUGGGUUAAACUGCACUGACUGAAUAGUCUGGAUGUGGGUGAGGAUGACAUUCAUGCAGGGAUGCGGAUGACUCCCACUCCAUUUUGACAGUCAUUUGCUACUACUCCUCAUUCUGCCCCUUCCAUUCACAAAUACUUACAUAGCCAUCCCCCAGCCAAUCAGGUUCACUUGUGUGAUCAUCCCCAGUGGUGAAGCCUACUCCACCUACACUGUGUGGGGAAGUAGUGGAGUCAGAACUCAUUUGCAGGGCCGCCCCGAAGCUAGGACAUAUCAUACUUACAUUGUCUUGGAGAAUCACUGAGUCAGGAAAUCGUCUGCACAACAAUUCCACAGCAUAAUCUCCGAUGCUGAUCUCAUCCUACCAUUGUACCUGGGGUAACAUGUGAUUAUGGGGGAGGGGGGGGGGGGCAUGGCCAGAAUAUCUGUGAGCAUUACCAACUGACCCAUAUAAAGGGGAUGUGUUUUCUUUGUUCAGGGUCUCUCUCCUGACUCGACUUCACAUGCUUGCAAAGAGUAUCAGAGGGGGUCAGCUAGCUUGUACAAGCUUGAAUAAACUUUAACUGUUUGUAGAA
This is a messenger RNA of Chiloscyllium plagiosum (whitespotted bambooshark), 2192 nucleotides long. It is a transcript of the gene qng1, whose product is annotated as Q-nucleotide N-glycosylase 1. The record is from RefSeq and is a predicted model, not a curated record. Lineage: Eukaryota; Metazoa; Chordata; Chondrichthyes; Orectolobiformes; Hemiscylliidae.